AUCUCUCAGAUCUUAAUACCACAACGAUCGAAAAUGUCCAACAACACCCAAUCGACGUUCAAGUCCGCCUCCUUCUCCUUCAGCUCCUCUUCAGUCAACGGACAGACCCGCUCGCAAAGCGAGUCCACAUUCUCCGAUCCCUCCGGAACCAAGGUCCACCGCACGUCGCAAGAGCCGGGCCAGGCAGCACGCGAGGAGCGCAUUGAGUAUGAUUCGGCAGGUCGACGGCUGGAGGAGGCGGGCACGAGGGGACGCAUCGAAGAUGUGACCGAUCGGGAGCAGGACGAGAAGGAUCGCCAGUAUGAGGAAAAGAUGGAGAACGAGUAUGCUAAGAGGGAGGGUGGGGCUUAGAUGAAGAUGGAGAGGAGCGCAGGAGGAAGGCUAGAAUGUCUGUCUGAAGGAUGGGAAAGGGGGCAGGCUUGAGGUACGCCACAUGUGGUGGAAUGGAGCAGACGGAAAGUGUACUUCAAGAUGCAUAAUGAGCUCUCGUUUGCAUCAUUCAAUACUGUCAUCUUUCCUGCACUAUGAGCUACAUAUCAGCUUCCGUACAUCACCCAAUCCUGCGUGCUCUUCCUAACUUUCCUUCUCCCCCGGUGCGCCCUACGGGUUCUCGAAGCUUAAUUGCAGAUGGCCGCAUACAAUUCAAAGCGUAACAGGAUGCUUUCGAAGGGACUGUUGUAAAUGUCACGUGCGGUCGGCAUUUCACCCGGCCUUUAAAACCUUCAUAUCUUGGAAAGUCGGUCAUCCCAAUCGAGUGAUAUGAGCUUGGAGC
Molecule: messenger RNA, 772 nt
Organism: Trematosphaeria pertusa
Lineage: Eukaryota; Fungi; Ascomycota; Dothideomycetes; Pleosporales; Trematosphaeriaceae
Exons: 1
Coding region: 34-351 (105 amino acids)
Source: RefSeq, a predicted model, not a curated record